Xyrichtys novacula (pearly razorfish) is the source of this 4707-nucleotide messenger RNA. The record is from the annotation of a GenBank genome assembly. Lineage: Eukaryota; Metazoa; Chordata; Actinopteri; Labriformes; Labridae.
GGGAUUAGGCCUAAUGGGAGGUGGUGCAUGUAGGGCUGAUUUGCAACCCGCCGAAGCGACUGCAGAGAAGGAGGGAAAAUGUCGCUGCCUUCGACGUGGACCGUUCUAGGAUCAGUGUCCUUUUAGGAAGAAACUGACUGCGAUCCGGUGAGUGGGAGACGGUCGUCACUAGUUGCAUCAAGGUUAGCUGUUUCAUUUAGUCGGCGCUGUGAUGAUUCGCUGCCUCUUUCUGGCUCUUUUCUGCCGAAUUUAAGGGCAGCUGUUAGAGAAAAACGUAGCAACGGUGGCACCUGGCAGCCAUGAUGGAUGUUUGUGGCGACAAAAGAAGCUUCGAGGAGUUAAUUUAAAGCAUAAAUUAAGCGUUUUCGACGCAGUACACAAAGUAAAAAUUCACAACUCAGUUAAAUGAGUAAUUCUUUUUAAUGUCAGCUGUAAAGUCUUGCCUCUUGUUUGAUAUUAUUGGUAAAGUUUGUUGUUUGCUCGGUGGGGGAUGCAAACUGACGCUCUGACACCAGCGCGAGGCUCGAAAACCAUGCACGCGCCAGCCGUUAAAAAGUGAAUUUGAAAUUUAGUAGGCAUUAAAAUCAGAAAUAACUGUUAUUGAACGGUUAACUGUAACCCCCUAAAUCUAUAAUCUUAGUUGUCAUAUCAGUAGGUUAAAUAUUAUCAAAGCAGUUUACUAAACCUGUAUAAGGGCUCCCAGGAUGAGAGUCAGCAUCACAGUUGUACCCGCAUUUGUGUAAUUAGCCCCAAAAAAUCGUGUACAUUUGAUUCAGUGUGCCAACAUGAGUAUAAGCGAUGCGCCGAUCCAUUUUUUUUCUGAUCCAAUCUGAUACCGAUGCCUGGAAUGAGCGUAUCGUCCGCUAUCUGAUACCGAUCCAAUACUACUGUUGAAUGAAUGAACUGUAUACCAUUCACUAUGAGUGAAGGCGUCAGAUUUGACAUAAGCCUUGUUUAAAAAAAAAAAAAAAAGGAACAAAUGAACACAUAAAUUUGUUAUAAUAUUGUUUAGGAAUAAAUAACAAAUUGCACAUUAGCACAAGGCAAAAAGAAGUAAGACCUCAAUGUAUUAAAAUAAAAAUUAAUUAAAAAAGAAAAAAAAAACUUGAUCAGAGCACUGGAUCGGCACCAUUCAUCCGAUAUCCAAUCCAGUUAAUUUGUCAAUAUCGGAGCCGAUAUCUGAUCAAAAUAUUGGAUACUUACUGUAUAUUUACUGAAUGGUGCAUUUGAUAUGUCCACAGAUUGACCUACAUAGCCAACUGACCACUCAAAUAUUCAAUUCUACACAUCCUUAAACUUGAAAAGAAAGUUGUUACCUGAACCCCGAGUUCAUGACACAGCAAAGUUAACUGACUUUAAUCUACAGUGUUUUGUACAUUUUAUCACAUGUUGAUUGAUUAUACGCCAUGCUGACUGUGCUAUAGCUGGCCAAAUUAAGAGACAAAAAUAAGAUAAAGAUUUUGAGAAUAAAGCUGUAAUAUCAUGAGUAUUAAGUUGUUAGAAAGUAAUCAAAGUAGAAUAAGAUAAAGUCAUACUAUUACUAGAAUAUUAGGAUGACUAUUAGUCUACAGCAUUGUUAUGAGAAUGAAGUUUCAAUGCUACUAGAAUUAAGUUGUAAAAGAAUAUUGUAACACUCAGAUGACCAGAAAAGUCAUAAAACGUAGAGUUCAGGUAUGUAAAGACUGAGUCAUUGCUAUGAAUGAAGUAAAAAAAAAAACUCCUUAUUUGUCUGAAAUACACUCCAAGUUAAAUGCAUUUAUCCUUUCCUUAAAUAUCAUACCUGGAAUUAUUUUUUUAAAAGUGUAUAAAAUAUUUUCCAAAAGUGUUAGGUUAUGAAUUAGAAUUUUUCUUUCUAAAUAAAUGUUUGCUUUUUUCAGGAUGUAACAGCUGCUGCGUCAUUGUGAGCCUCAUCACACAGCACAAAGAAAGUGAGACAUCCACACAGUUGCUGCGUGGGAGGUUUUCCCUUCAUCGUAACGAGAGUGUCAGCUCACGUUACCCUUUUGCAGGGUCAGCUUUAGGCAAAACCCUUUAAGACCAGAGGAGUGUAUUGUCACACUACAUGGGCCUCUGAGGUUACCUGAUCUGAUAAUUAAAGCCUCCUGAGCCUCCUCCCUCAGCUGAAAACGUACAGCCUGAGAGAAGACAUGGACCCAUCUACCAGGAUGGUGGGUCUGGAUGCCCAGGGGAACAUGGUUUUCACGGUAGUAAAACCUAUAAUGAGCAUCUUUCAAGUGUCUUCAGAUCAAAGUGCAAAUGUCGAACAGGGCAGCAUGGGACUUCAGGGUUUGUCAGAAAACACACUCAUCCUCCCUCAAGCACAAGGCCAGGCUCAGCUGGACCAGAACCAGGUGAAAAUGGACACCUUACAGACUCAUAUGCAGCCCCAUGUUCAGACCCAGAUGCAGGUUUCUGUCCCUGAACAGAUGGAGGAUGUGUCUCAAAAUCAGGACCCAACACCAAACCAGAGCACAAACACAGAGUCGCCGACACAGAUGCCUUUCGCCGAGGUGUCGUCACUCCUGGACCCAAACAUGAAAGGAUCCAAAGCUAGUAAGUGGGCAGUGGGACCAGGGAGGGACUUGUAAAUUUAAUAACCAGAUUUGAUGAAAUGUAAUCUAGCACCAAUUCUUGCUCUCUAUCCCCAGGAAAAUACCUCAUCUCGUACGAUGAAAUCAGCCGGCGCCUCCAGGCUCCAGAGAAGAUGUCCUUGCGCUCCCUGGCAGCCUACACUCGGGUCAGCAGAGGUCCAGCCAGCAAGAAGACCCUCCUAGAGUCGCUUGGUGUUCUCGGACUCACUCCCAGCACAAACACCUCUGUGUCCUCGUCUUUCUCCAAACUCACAGAAGGUGCUUUAAGAGGACCGACCAGUGUUGUUUUCGUUGAAGUUGACGAAAAUAUUUCAUCAUCAUCAACGAAAACAACACUGCAGAAUAUGUUUAGUGUUUGACUGACGAAAUGCUCAUGAAUUUCGCAACUCUGUUCGUCGUCCACCACUAACGUUUUUGUCUAGUCUCGUCUCGUCAACGUAAACGCACAUUCACCUCGUCACAUUUUAGUAAUCUAAGACUUAUGUUUAGCUCGUCACUGUCACGUCUUAGUCGUGGAAAAAAAGGGGCAUUGACAAAAUAUUUUAUAUUUCGUCAACGUCAUCAUCAACGAAAACAACACUAUCUCCGACACGUAAACGAUCAGCCGGUCGUCCAUGUUGGAUAUAUCCGUGAAUCUGAUUGGUCAGAAGUUGACACACAGUAUGCGAAACUUUAGAAAAUUCGACCAUGAUACGAAAAAAUAAAUGCCGCAAUAUCGCAGGACGGGAAAACGUCGCUGAUGUAAAUGCUUGUAUUGACAGGAUACGGGUACGAAAAAAAAUACUGACGUCCGAAAUGACCGCAUUAAAAAAACACCCCCGGUGUGAAAGGACCUUUAAUAUCUGGUAAAAUAAAAAAACUUCAGAGACUGACUUCUGUUUGUGUUUUUAAGGCGACACUGGAGCUUUGUGUGACGACAUGAAGGAUUUUGCCCAUGACUACAUCGACUACGGUAACAUGGCGAAGCAGCUUAUCCCUGAGAUGAACACGGUUCAACACUGGUCCAAAAUAAUUGAAACUAAGUGAGUGACUUAUUUCCUUGUGAUAGGAUCUGCUUAAUUUCCUGAGGAGGGAAUAACUCUUCAACUGUUUCCUUUAGGAACCACCUUGAGGAUAUGAGAAAGUGUUUCAGGGACCCGGUCAACAGCGGCGCGUUCGAUAACGUCACUCACGGCCUGGGAUUGGGAAUGUUGGACGUGGCUCUGGACAUGAUCAUCAUGGUAAUAGAUCAGCAGAUCCGGAUCCUGUCUGGUGCAGCGGCGUCAGACCCCGCUGACUCCGGUCCUCCGCUGCGGCGCAUACGCAGGCGACACCGCAGAGCCCGUUUGAAUGACGGCGAGAAGCCUCACAAGAUGUCCGGGGGGGUCAAAGAGCAGGGGAAGAUGAUUUCUAAAGGUAAAGUACGCAGAGCAAAGAAGAAGACACAGCAAGAAAGUGGAUCUGCUGCUCCUGAGGAGACCCAGACUGACCAGAGUAAAGCUGAUGACGCGGAGAGUAAGAAUAACGUCCUCACUCUGGUGUCUGUCGGAUACGAGACUGUUUCCAGUGGGCUGAACGCAGCUGGAACUGUUUGAUACCGGGUCUUAUGAGGAACCAAACGGACCCCCUUUAAAGGGAUACUCAGUGACUCUUUUGAAUGAGUUUUGAUGAGCCCAGUAUCAAUGUCACAUUAUGUCACACCGUCAAAGCUAAAUCAUAGAGAUAGUUUGACGUUUAUGUCAUAUUCUGUUGACUAAUUAUACAAGUUUCCAACAUCAGAACAAAAUCACAGGAUACCUUUUCAUCUCAAAAAUUAAGGUUUUUAUUUCUUUUAAAGCUCUUUUUUGGUGUCAAGUUAUACUUUACACUCAUUCCUUUAAAGUUUAACAUCAUUUAACUGAAUCCAGCCGUAUAUUUUUCUAUGCUGCUGUCAGCGAACACUAAUAUCACCUCUAUGUAUGAAAAUAAACAUAGAAAAUCACCUGUCAGGUAACUCAUCAGAUGGAUUCAUUUUGUCUCAUGUUUUCUUCAUGUAUUUAUUCAUGCGUAGAGUUGAAGGUAAUGUUGUUCUGUACUAGUCUCUUUUUACUUGAAUAUCAAGAGGAAAGUGAAACAUAAAGAUUCAUUUUCAAAACUU